This is a messenger RNA of Zymoseptoria tritici IPO323, 695 nucleotides long. RefSeq lists its product as uncharacterized. NCBI's taxonomy places the organism in Eukaryota, Fungi, Ascomycota, Dothideomycetes, Mycosphaerellales, Mycosphaerellaceae. The record is from RefSeq and is a predicted model, not a curated record. Gene Ontology annotation, molecular function: protein phosphatase 1 binding; protein serine/threonine phosphatase inhibitor activity. The coding region runs from base 50 to 529 and encodes 159 amino acids. The transcript has a single exon. Gene Ontology annotation, cellular component: nucleus.
UCCUUCAUCUGCUCUCGAAAUACACGCUGCGAACACCCCCUGGCGAACAAUGGCUCAACCACGCACAACGCUAGGCUCUCUACCGACAAGAGGAGCGACAGCCGCAGCUCCAGCAUCCCACGGCAGCCAGACCAUUCUCCAGACUGAACACAACCCCGAGACUCCAUCAGCAACGCUCCGUCUUCGCGGAGAACCCUCAGAAGGUCGGCGCAUCCAAUGGGCAGAGGAUGUCAUUGACAACGAGCAUAUGGGCAAGAAGUCGUCAAAAGUCUGCUGUAUUUACCAUGGACCCCACGAGCCUGGCGAUAGCAGUUCCGAUUCGAGCUCGUCAGACAGCGACUCUGAACCGGAUCUGAGCAAGGCGAAGAAAGCGGGUGGGAGUGGGAAGAAGGGCCGUGGCAGAAAGCAUGAUCAUGACGAUAAGGACGGCAAAGAUGGCGGCGAAGGAAGUGGAAAGGGAAAGGAGAGGAGGCCAAGUCCCAAUGCCUACGAGAGGCAACCGAAGCCAAAGGCGAAGAAGGAGGGUUGAAAUAUGUUGGCGACGCAUUUGACCGGCACAAUGCAUACUACACGCCUCUGGAAUACCAGCAUCACGGCUUUCUGGUACCAUGGAUGCAUACUACAGCCACUGCAAAGACAAUGCCCAGAGACAGGAGCUCGAGCGAACAAAAAUGCCAGCCAUCUUGGAGAGCGAC